CCUCUUUCUUGCUUUCAGACAUGGCUCCUUAUUACGAAGCCCUGUGCAAAUCCCUUGACUGGCAGCUGGACACGGACCUGCUCAGUAAAAUGAAGAAGGCGAAUGAAGAGGAGUUGAAACGUUUGGAUGAGGAGCUGGAAGAUGCGGAGAAGAAUCUGGGAGAGAGCGAAAUUCGCGAUGCAAUGAUGGCGAAGGCCGAGUACCUCUGCCGGAUAGGCGACAAGGAAGGAGCUCUGACGGCCUUUCGCAAGACAUACGACAAAACUGUGGCCCUGGGUCACCGACUGGAUAUUGUGUUCUAUCUCCUCAGGAUUGGCUUAUUUUACAUGGACAAUGACCUCAUCACACGAAACACAGAAAAGGCUAAAAGCUUAAUAGAGGAAGGAGGAGAUUGGGACAGGAGAAACCGCCUAAAAGUCUAUCAAGGUCUGUAUUGUGUGGCUAUCCGUGACUUCAAACAGGCAGCUGAGCUCUUCCUUGACACCGUUUCAACGUUUACGUCGUAUGAACUUAUGGAUUAUAAGACCUUUGUGACUUACACUGUCUAUGUCAGCAUGAUUGCCUUGGAAAGACCAGAUCUCAGGGAAAAGGUUAUCAAAGGGGCCGAGAUUCUUGAAGUGUUACAUAGUCUUCCAGCGGUCCGGCAGUACCUGUUUUCACUCUACGAGUGUCGUUACUCAGUUUUCUUCCAGUCGUUGGCUGUUGUGGAACAAGAAAUGAAGAAGGACUGGCUGUUUGCUCCUCAUUACCGAUACUAUGUCAGAGAAAUGAGAAUUCAUGCCUAUAGCCAGCUGCUGGAAUCGUAUCGCUCACUGACGCUGGGCUAUAUGGCAGAAGCCUUUGGUGUUGGCGUGGAAUUCAUUGAUCAGGAACUCUCCAGGUUUAUUGCUGCUGGGAGACUCCACUGCAAAAUAGACAAAGUGAAUGAAAUUGUAGAAACCAACAGACCUGAUAGCAAGAACUGGCAGUACCAAGAAACUAUCAAGAAAGGAGAUCUGCUGCUAAACCGAGUUCAGAAACUUUCCAGAGUUAUCAAUAUGUAAAACCAUAAACAGAUGAUUUCCGUUAGAAAUAGUUGGAAUUUUUAUAGCUUUCUUCACUGUGCGCCCAGCUCAACUGUAUAAAAUAAAUACUGCAUUGUUCUUUCUUUC
Trichechus manatus latirostris (Florida manatee) is the source of this 1151-nucleotide messenger RNA. RefSeq names its product proteasome 26S subunit, non-ATPase 6 (gene PSMD6). The transcript has 7 exons. Gene Ontology annotation, molecular function: protein binding. Gene Ontology annotation, cellular component: proteasome regulatory particle. Bases 21 to 1043 code for a protein of 340 amino acids. NCBI's taxonomy places the organism in Eukaryota, Metazoa, Chordata, Mammalia, Sirenia, Trichechidae. Gene Ontology annotation, biological process: proteasome-mediated ubiquitin-dependent protein catabolic process. The record is from RefSeq and is a predicted model, not a curated record.